This is a messenger RNA of Aedes aegypti (yellow fever mosquito), 1564 nucleotides long. Its product is annotated as tryptase. The transcript is spliced from 5 exons. NCBI's taxonomy places the organism in Eukaryota, Metazoa, Arthropoda, Insecta, Diptera, Culicidae. The record is from RefSeq and is a predicted model, not a curated record. Gene Ontology annotation, molecular function: serine-type endopeptidase activity. Gene Ontology annotation, biological process: proteolysis. Bases 273 to 1520 code for a protein of 415 amino acids.
ACCUUGUGUGGUGCUUCCAAAUACAGCGAACUAAACAUUGAGCUUCUUGCGUGGUUUUGUUAGUUUAAGAAGUGUUAAUCUGUCCAAACAUCAACUAUACGUUAGUAUCGUAUGUUACUUCGUUUUUGGCCGAACCCUUUCAGAGCCGACUCGUCGGUAGAAGCGAUCGUUCAUUUCGGUUUAGGUUUUCGCCUCUCGACGUCAGUAUUGCGUUGGCUUUGUAGCAGUGUAGAUUGUAGGUUGUUUGAUCUCUUGAUCGAUCUGAGCUUCAAAUGAAGGUGGCAUUGGUAGUGGCUGCAAUGGCCGUUGCAGUUGCAACGGCUCAGCAGUCGAUCGACAAGGUAUACUUUCCAGAAAAUGAAACAUCGAUUCUGGACUUUGCUAACCGCGCAAGUUUUGACGAAGUGGUCACACCAGAUCCACUAGGGCCUAAUUCGCCGACGCUCUCUCCAAUGACAUUAAUCACUGCUCAAGGUGAAAAAUGUACCUGUGUGCCGUAUUUCAUGUGCAAACCCGAAGCCGAAUUCGCAGAUCAAAACAAGUUUAACGAGAUUGACGUCAACUAUAAUCCGGACAGCUGCCAGGAUGUGCUGGAUGUGUGCUGUCGCGCCGAAGAUUCCUUGGUAGUGCCCAUGAAUAACACCCCCGGAGUAGUUUCAAACAGGAAGCCCCUUGGAUGUGGCUUAAGGAAUAUUGGCGGUAUUGAUUUCACGCUUACUGGAAACUUUAAUAACGAAGCUGGAUUUGGCGAGUUCCCUUGGACGGUUGCCAUUAUCAAAACUGCCGAUAGUUCUAGCCAUUGCGGAGGUUCGCUGAUUCACCCUAACCUGGUACUGACGGGAGCACAUUGUGUGCAGGGUUUCCGCAGAGGCCAACUGAAAAUUCGAGCCGGUGAAUGGGACACUCAGACAACGAAGGAACGUCUACCAUUCCAAGAACGACUGGUCACCCGAGUCAACAGCCAUCCUGACUACAAUCCGAGAACGUUGGCCUAUGAUGUAGCUGUUUUGGAACUGGAAAGUCCCAUCAAUUUGGCCGAUCAUAUUAAUAUCGUUUGUUUGCCACCCAACAACUACGAUACGAGGCGAUCUGAUUGCUUCGCCAGUGGCUGGGGAAAGAAUCAGUUUGGAAAAUCAGGUCGCUACAGCGUAAUUAUGAAGAAAGUGCCUCUUCCGAUCGUAGAAUCGUCAACAUGUGAACGUCAACUGCAAGCGACUCGACUCACGUCUCGUUUCCGAUUGCAUCAAACGUUUAUUUGCGCUGGAGGUGAACCUGGCGUUGACACAUGCGAAGGAGAUGGCGGUGCCCCAUUGGUUUGCCCAGUCGGUCCAGCUAAUGAAAAUCGAUAUGCUCAGAUGGGAAUGGUAGCUUGGGGCAUUGGAUGCCAUGGCAAAGUCCCAGCAGUUUAUUCCAAUGUGAUGAGAUUCCGAUCCUGGAUUGAUAACGUGGUCAGGACUCUUGGUUUCGAUACAUCUGUAUACGAUGCUACUCAAUCACAAUUUUCGGGGUUAUUUGCAUAGGUUUGUAGAUUAUUAGAAUAUUUGAAUAAACAUGACAUUAAGUA